AUGUCCAGCUUUUGGGGCCGCUACCCAGCCACAAUGCAGAACCAGUCGCCGCAGCAGGGUGGUUCUUUCCGAGUAGCCACGGGUACGACAGCAGCGGCAUUUCCUGGUUCCUUUGACACCUCCCCAGAUACCUCGGCGCGGUCGUUGACGCUCGCCGAGACAGCCGAGUUGGCGGCGCUUCAGCGGCAGCAUGAUCAGCCGUUUGUAGUACCGGUGACACAGGUCUUGCACAAGCUCGGUGGCGUCCACAUCACCGUUCGUGAGACGCACAAUCCCACGAUCACCACCGCCUACAAUCGCGUGGUGGAAGAAAUCGAGGCUCUCGUGUCGCAGCACGAGCAGCGGCUAGCUCAGCUCAACUCUUCCAGUUCGCCAUCGUUCUCCAGUCAGGCGCUGAUAGCGGGGCAGAGCGCGUCGGCCAACGCGACGGUGCUCAGCAACCCCAUGGACGGCGCUGGCGCUGUGGAAGCCUUGCGGGGGGAGAACACAGCCUAUCGGCUAGCACCUAGCGGCAACACAGCGGGCGUGCCGGCGCCACCACCACUACCGCGGGCUCUCUUGCAGCCAGUCGAUCUGCGGCACGCACUGCCUUUGUCGGGCUCACCCAUGUCCCCGUCUCAGUCGGUCUCGGCCAUGGGCAGCCCCACGUCGGACGCCCCAGCCGCAACGUGGAGCCGCGGCGGGGGUGGAUGCAACGGCGACAGUGGGGAUGCGUUGACACCGGGUCUCGAUGAAAUCGGUCUGAUGCUCUCGGUGCGUUUGCUGUCGAAAGAGGUGACGCGGUGGCGCAUGGCCCACGAGCGGCCGCUGGCGGAAUGGCGCUUCCCCAUUAUCCGCACUUCAAAUGAGCGUAUGAUUCGACCGCGCACGCAGAGUUCGGCGCUGGUGGGUACUGCAGGCAGUGCUGCCGCGGAUGGCACUGAGUCCAAUCGCCGCGACAACCGCAGAGAGAGUGGGGCGCGGAGCUUCGCUUCAGAGUUGACUCUCGUAAACGACCCUGAGCAAGUACACCAAGUACUGGACUUCAUCUUGAAGUCGAGCUACCAGACAACGAGCAUGGAGACGUUCACAGACUUCACCUCCGGCGAGUUGGUGUUUGACGCGCAUGUACAGGAGAAGCACCGCUUCACACAGUGA
This is a messenger RNA of Leishmania braziliensis MHOM/BR/75/M2904, 1137 nucleotides long. RefSeq lists its product as hypothetical. The transcript has a single exon. Bases 1 to 1137 code for a protein of 378 amino acids. The record is from RefSeq and is a predicted model, not a curated record. NCBI's taxonomy places the organism in Eukaryota, Euglenozoa, Kinetoplastea, Trypanosomatida, Trypanosomatidae.